This is a messenger RNA of Beta vulgaris subsp. vulgaris (sugar beet), 1038 nucleotides long. RefSeq lists its product as uncharacterized. Gene Ontology annotation, molecular function: catalytic activity. The record is from RefSeq and is a predicted model, not a curated record. Lineage: Eukaryota; Viridiplantae; Streptophyta; Magnoliopsida; Caryophyllales; Amaranthaceae. Bases 1 to 1038 code for a protein of 345 amino acids. The transcript is spliced from 3 exons.
AUGCAGUGUUGGUGGGAUAAGUUGAAUGUGGUUCAGGAGGGCUUUCAGGAGGUGGAAGACCUCCUGAAGCAAAUGGAUAAGAUCUUGAUAUGGAAUGUGAGGGGUCUCAACAGCCAACAGAAGAAAAAAGAUGUAAAUCUGGUGAUUAAUAGCCAGAAAGUUGGCUUAAUUGGGCUCCUUGAAACAAAGGUGAAGGCUCACAAUAUGGGUGAGAUUUACCUCAAUAUGUUUAAGGGGUGGUGCUUCACUUCUAACUCUUCUUAUCAUAGAGGAGGAAGAAUUGUUUUGGCCUGGAAUCCUAAAAAUUUUCAGGUUAAUAUUCUUAUGUGCACUAGUCAGGUGAUACACUGCCUGCUCACACCUGCAAGUGGUCUUCAAAGGCUUCACUGCACAAUUGUUUAUGCUAGCAAUGAUGCAAAAGAAAGAGAAGUAUUAUGGCAAGACUUGGAGAACAUUGUAAAUGGUAUACAAAUACCAUGGGUAGUAGUAGGAGACUAUAACUGUGUUCUUAAUCCACAUGAGAGAAUAGGUUCCAUAGUGAGACAACAAGAAACAGAGAGACUUCAGAGAGCAAUGGUAAAUCAUGAGUGGAUAGAGUACUUCCCUAUAGCUAUGACUCAUUUUCUCUCUGAAGGGCAAAUUGAUCAUAGUCCUGUUGUGAUUAUGGUUUACCCUAAUCUGGUGAUUGGGAAACACCCUUUUCAGAAAUUGAAGCAUACAAAACAAGCAUUGAAGAAGCUAGAUGCAGCAAGUUUUCCUGAGAUUCAGAGCAAGGAUAUAACAACCUAUCAGAAAAUGAUCACCUGCCAAGAAGAGUUGCAAAGGAGUCCUCAGGAUGCAGCUUUAGGAAGUGAAGAAUAUCAAGCUUGCAUGACUUAUAGGCUUAUUCACAAAAGUUAUCUUGCUUUUUUAGCUCAAAAUGCAAAGAUGAGAUGGUGUAAAGAUGAUGAUGAAAACACAACCUUGUUUCAUCAAUCAAUCAAGGCUAGGAAGCUUCAGAACACAGUCUAUGCUAUUAAUGAUAUGAAUGGACAUUAG